CUCCUAGCAGUGAAGUCAAAGCAUUUGUAUCUCAGGGACAGCAAAAAGGACCAUAGGCUUGUGUCUGUUCUCUGAAAGCAUCUCCUUUCGGUUACAUUUGUGACAUCCAACAAAUAGUCACGCGACCAGCAGAAAACCGUUGUGGUCCAUUUCAAAGUGUUGGGCAGACCAAAAAACCCGUUCCAUCUUACCAUUGUGUCUGCACCAUGGCGGGUCUGGUGCCAAAGGUUGACAGUCUCGACCAUGUGUAUGCAGGAGGAUUCGAGGGUCAUACUGUGUCGGUUGAGCUCGAGCAGCGUUUCAAGAAUUUGAUCCAGAGUUUCAAAAGCGACUAUGGUCACAAGCCAGAUUUUGUGUCCAGAAGCCCGGGACGAGUCAACAUUAUCGGCGAGCACGUCGAUUAUUCGCUCUACAACGUCCUGCCGACUGCUCUCACCGUUGAUGUGCUGAUCGCCGUCCGCAUUGUCACACAUGGGAAUGGGGACGCGGCUGCAAUCAAGAUUGCCAAUGUAAAUCCUACCAAGUAUCCGUCCAGAACACUGAUCAUCCCAGACUCUGGCGCGAUCGAGGUCGACCGGGAGAAUCAUUCAUGGAGCAAUUACUUCUUAGCCGGGUUGGGGGGAUCACUGGAAUAUCUCCGAAAGCAGUUUGGCGAGUCUUUCAAGCCCAAUGGCAUGGAAGUCCUUAUCGAUGGAAAUGUUCCAGCGGGUGGUGGCUUGUCUAGCAGUGCAGCUUUUGUCUGUGCUUCUGCGCUGGGUGUCAUGGCUGCAAAUAACCAUGACAUCUCGAAACAGGAUCUGCUUGACCUCUGCAUCGUGUCGGAGCGUGCAGUCGGUGUCUUCUCCGGAGGCAUGGACCAAGCUGCAUCUAUCUUCUCUGAAAGAGGGUAUCUCCUCUACUGCCGUUUCUUCCCAGAAUUUUCUGCAGAGCAUGUCCCCGUCCCGACGUCGGAUCCAGAAGUCACUUUCCUGAUCGCCCAGUCUUUCGUUACCUCUGACAAGGCGGUGACUGCACCGAUCCAUUACAACCUCAGGGUCGUUGAAUGUACUCUGGCGACUGUGGUGUUGGCGAAGCUCCAUGACAUUGCUCUGAAUCCAGAUCAGAGCUCUCUUGGGUUCUGCCUGAGAAACUUUCAGGAAGAGGUCAUGAAGAAAGAAGGCCGCAGAGAUGAUCCACUAGCGGCUCAGGUCAGCUCGAUUGUCGAGAUCAUAAAGUCAAACCUCAAAGAAGAGGGCUACACCAGACAAGAUAUUGCCGAGAUUCUGGGGAUCUCCGUGCAAGAACUUGAAAAGCAAUACAUGUCCAAGUUCCCGAUUCGAGCCGACGUGUUCAAGCUAAGGCAGCGCGCCCUGCAUGUCCUGGAAGAAGCAGGACGUGUCCUCAAGUUCCGAGAUAUUUUGACGACCUCAGGGAAAUUGGAUGAAGAGAAGUUGCUCGAUCUUGGCGACCUCAUGAACAAGACACAAGCUUCGUGCCGAGAUGUGUACGAAUGCUCAUGCCCCGAGAUUGAUCAGAUCUGCUCCAUCGCGCACAAAGCAGGGGCGUACGGAACUCGACUGACCGGUGCAGGUUGGGGCGGCUGCACAGUGCAUCUGGUGCCUCAGCAUAAGGUCCCUGCGGUGAUAGAGGCCCUCAGGCAAGAGUACUAUUACAAAAAGUUCCCCGACAUUAGCAAAGAGAAACUCGAGGAGGCCAUUGUUGUCUCAAAACCGAGUCAAGGGUCGUCGCUGAUCGUCGGUGCGGCGCUUGAUAUAUAGUGGAACCGACGAUACAUGGCCGAGAUUGAUCCAGGAUUGGUUCAUGAAGACAAUCGGAUCCGAUACUCCAGGGCCAUCCUCCUGGACAUGGUCGAGCACCAUUUCUGUUAGAGAACGGCAUUUCUAACCGCGCCUCUAUUCGAUAAGUGUCCCGGUCAAGGUCGUUAAUGUGGACUUCCCAGCUGGUGUCAAGUUGCACACGUGCAUCUUUCUGGUCACGCUUCUGAACGGAAAUGUCUGCUUCAAACACAUGGUCCAGGGCAAAUCCCUUGUUGCCUCUUUGUCUUGACCAACUUCGAAAACCAUAGAGCAUGCCUUAUUCAGAAUAUCGUCCUGGAAGUGUCAAGUUUUGAAGGUGGUCACAGGUGUCUAGACCAUCGACUGAAUCUGCCGGCUUCGUGGUGGUCAUCAGCUUCGCCUGAAGUCUUACUUCAAGGCCUCGGACGAUUUCGUCACUCUUCGCGACCGACCAUCGCACUGUGCGAGGAAUAGCACGAGCCAUUCCUCGCUAGUGCGCGCAGAGGUUGUGGUGGUCGACCCUGGCAUGUUCUCAAUAAGUCGGAAUGAAGUGAUUCUGCUAUCGCCAUAGGCUGUAUAGUGGCCUCAAGGAAGUCCGGCAUUGUAUGGAUGAUUACUCAACACAAGCCAGGGUCAGAUUCGAGGAUUGAGGGGGGGCACGGCGACUCGGUUAGUUACGGCCGUUGUUACGAAUCGCAUUCUCGAUUGGGGACUGUCUUGUCGUAGGUAACACCGUGAAGGCGUGUGGAUGAUUUGCGACGAAGUAAUACGAACUCCGCAGUCUCGUGAGUGUGGAAUCGGCGCCUUAUAUCGAUCUUCCAACCUCGGCGACUAGGCUGCUGUAAGUCUAGCAGAUGCCUCUGGCUCUGUAUAUUGGCUGGCCAUGGAAAUUGAAUUCGAGAUAAGUGGCCCCCAAUCUUCCUAGCUCCUUGUUCCCCCAAAGGUUGUCCUCUACCGCCAAUUCUAGAUCUCGUAUGUACUGUACCAGCUCUGCAGC
Cladophialophora immunda is the source of this 2772-nucleotide messenger RNA. RefSeq names its product galactokinase. Gene Ontology annotation, cellular component: cytosol; cytoplasm. NCBI's taxonomy places the organism in Eukaryota, Fungi, Ascomycota, Eurotiomycetes, Chaetothyriales, Herpotrichiellaceae. Gene Ontology annotation, biological process: galactose metabolic process; carbohydrate phosphorylation. Bases 207 to 1757 code for a protein of 516 amino acids. The transcript has a single exon. The record is from RefSeq and is a predicted model, not a curated record. Gene Ontology annotation, molecular function: galactokinase activity; ATP binding.